AAAAUUUGUACAUCCUUUCCCGCUUGGGCAGUUAGCUGGGCAAUAAACAGUUGUGGUCAUAAACAAUGGUUUAUCAGUUCAAUCAUUUUCCCUCUCAAUUUCUUUUCUAGUAUUUUACCAUUUUUUUCUUUCAAAUUCCUUUUUUAUCCCAUAAAUUUUACAAUAAAAUUUUCCCCUAAUAAUUCUUAUGAAAGAUUCAUUUUUUCAUUCAACAAACAAAUAUAAGAAGAGAACCGAUGGUAAUAAUCAUCAUUUCCCUCGCAAAAAACCAAAAACCCUGAAAAAAUCAGCAUCAGUUGAAGUUAAGAGCUUCGAUGUCCCUUUGUUUUCUUCCAAAACCGGUUCUCCUAUCGAAUCCCUCCGCCUAGAACCUGACCGGCCUUACACUAUUGGUCGAGCCAAUGGUUCCUGCAACUUCACGUUCGGCAGUCGGUUCGUAAGUAAGCAACAUUGCCAGAUUUUAUAUGACAGUGUUGACCGUAAAAUAUUUAUUCUCGAUGGAACAAUUUUUUCGAAUGAUUUUAGUUUCAUUGUUAAUGAAUUUCGGAGAAGAUUUUUGUUGUAUGAUGAUGAAUUGGAAGAGAAAGAUAAAGAAGGGGAAGAAGUUUUAGGGUUUUCUAGGGUUAGGGUUUCUUUGAAUGGGGUUUAUGUGAAUAAGGUUAAGGUUAAACGGGGUAUGGUUAGAGAAUUGUUUGCUGGUGACGAGGUUUUGCUUGUUUGUGGGAAUGGAAGUGAGUGUAGUUUACGGGUUCGAGUUGGUUUUGUUAUUCAAGGGAUUGUUUUUAAAGAGGAAAUACUUUCCAAGUUGGAUGAGGUUACUGGUGGGACGCCACGGUCACUUGGGGCAAUGGUUUCAUCAAGACAUUCCCAAGGAACAAUGUCAAGUGGAAAGAGGAACAAAAGGGUUUUUGCCCUCCCAGCGAAGGAGAUGAAUAGAGGUUGGAAUUUCUCUGGAUCAAAAUCUAGUGAUGCUAUAGGGAGAGCCAAGUUUAUUUUAAGUCAGUGCCGGAGUAUAUUGCACAGUGAUGACCCCAUCUCUUGCAUUAGGAAAUGUGACAUUUUAGCUUCUGGACAGAACAUAUUUCUAGGGUUGACAUUAAGUGAUAGGAUGAAAUGUGCAAUAGGCAGUGAAGAAGAGGUUAGUAGCCUCUUUCCACUUUUCAGGCAGGAACCACAAUCUUCUAAUAAAAAUGACAAACCUCUGCAGUCUAAUUCAUUUAGAAAAGUGGCAACUUCAGAGUUAGACCAGGAUUUAUUUGGUGAUCCUUUACCUAGUGACCUUCCAUGUAGUAAGGGGCCUGUUGAAUGCAGUGGUGAGGACGUUGCUGCCAAUAACAGGUGCGGGAUGUCAUUAAUAAAUGUUCCCGAGAAGGAAAAUGAUCCUGACGUUGAUCGUGUUGGGACAAGCAAGAUUUCAUUAAACUAUUGUUCAGCACCUGGGAAGAUGUUUUACCUCAAUCGCCUUGCUUAUUCAGAUAGUGGCUCAUCAAAUCACCAUUCUGUUGUUUCCUUGCGAGAACUUCUAUAUCCUGUUGAAAGCAUUUCAAAGAUAUUUAUUGCUACAUUUACAAGUGACAUUUCAUGGUUUUUGUUGCACUGUGAAAUUCCUUGCCAUCUGCCUGUAACAGUUGCUCGUCAUAAUGCUGAGAGAUGUUGGAGCUCAAGCCCUGAUGCCAGAACCUCCAUACCCUUCCCUGAAUUUCCAAACUUGGUUGCAGUGUUUCCCCCUUUCCCUGAGGUUAUCGCUUUUGGUAAUGAUCUCAAGAAACGGGGAAUUGCUUGCCAUCACCCAAAAUUGCUUGUAGUGCAAAGAGAAGAUAGUAUCCGUGUUGUCAUUACUUCUGCUAAUUUAGUUGCGAAACAGUGGGAGAAUGUAACCAACACUGUUUGGUGGCAAGAUUUUCCGCGUAGAAGGGAACCUGAUUAUUUGUCUCUCUUUUCAAUUUCUUAUGGAGAAAUGAAUAAUUCAAGAUCUGACUUCGCUGCUCUGCUAGCUGGCUUUAUGGCAUCUCUUAUUGUUGAUGUACCUGGUCAGUCUCAUUGGAUUGUUGAGUUGACUAAUUAUGACUUUACCAAUGCUAUGGGAUACCUGGUUGCUUCUGUACCUGGAAUGCAUUCAGACAGAGCAUUGAAGGCUAAUCAGAUAACACCCUCAUCAUUGGAUGCGAAGUUCCUUGGUCUGGUUGAAGCGUCUGUGGUUGGUUUAAGCCACCUUUUUCGCACUACAGCAGACAGGAAUGGUGCACAACUUAAGAAACUGGCGCUCUUUCUUGGCAAAACUUGUGAAAACACAAAUGGGAUGUUAAAUGUUGUUUUGAGAAGAAACACAAACAUCCCUGCGGAUGAGAAUGCUGUGAGUGUUCUUGUUCCUAACCCUGAUAAAAUAUCUUCAGGAGAUUGCAUUCAACUUGGUUUUCUGCCGCGGAAUGUCGCAAAAUGGGUUUCUCCGUUAUGGGAUAUUGGAUUUUUUGAAUUUCAUGGAUAUGUAUGUCGUGAAGAAGCCCUUACAGCUACAUUUGGUGGGAACAACAAGAAAGUACAGUUGAUACUGCAUGUGUUACAGGGGCCAAGUUUUUUAGAUAUGUCAAAAAUGAUGCAAGAUCAAAAUAUUGCUGCAUUAUGCUCUCUCAUUGCUUCAGUUCAGAGGUGUACAGGCCUUUGGCGACUUCAAGAGGUUUUAGGUCAAUACAAUUGGCCUGAAUCACAAGAGUCUGAUUUCAUUUAUGGUGCAUCCUCAAUUGGUUCAUCUGUCAGUGCACCAUUUCUAGCUGCUUUUGCCGCAUCUGUUGGAAAGAAGUCAUCACAAAUUUUUGAUUCAGAGGAGUCUGAUCCAGAGUGGGGCUGCUGGACUACUAGUCAAGAAUUGAGAAAUCCAUCCAUUAGAAUUAUUUUUCCCACUAUUGAGCAGGUGAAAAAUGCAUGUUCUGGCAUCUCUCCUUCAAGGCGAAUUCUUUGCUUUUCAGAGAAAACAUGGCAAAGAUUGAGAAAUGUGGGUAUACUACAUGAUGCAAUUCCUUCUCCCUCGAAUAGAGUAGGGCAUCCAAUGCACGUAAAGGUGGCACGGAGGCGCUUCUGGUCCAAGGCAAGCUCAUCUUCAUCUGGUUGGGUUUACUGUGGGUCUCAUAAUUUUAGUGCAGCUGCCUGGGGAAGACCUAUUUCCAGUUCAGUUGGGAUAAAAGCUAGUGGACUUGCUCAGACCAACUCCACUUCAAGGCUUCACGUCUGUAACUAUGAACUUGGUAUCAUAUUUGUAUUUCCUCCAAUGGAGACCAAGUGCAUUGCUAACCAAAAUAGAACGAAGUUGGAUGAUGUUGCCUUACCAUUUAUUGUGCCUGCACCAAAAUACGGGCCAAAAGACAGACCAGCAACAGCACAGGCUAUGAGGGAGGCAUUAGCUGAACUUUCAGAACGAGAAGCAAAGAGCCUUGCAGAAGUAGAAAUUACAGAAAAUAUGACGGAAGAGGUAUCAGAUGAAGACGACGAGGAAGUAAACGAAGCAACUAAUUAUGUCGUAGAGGAGAAAGAAGAAGAUAAAACAUAUGCCGAGAAGCUCUGGAGCCAGGUUGACUCAUCUCAGAUUUCUUGAUCCAGCCUCAGCAUCCAUUAACCUGUAACAUACGAGAUUUUUAUGGCCAAGACAUUAUAGAUCCCUUGUCUAAUUCAUUAUGUAUCAUAUAUAUACUGUAAAAGGAAAAAGAAAAAGACCACAGCCUAGUGCUUUUAUUGUAGGAAUAUGAAUUACAUGGAUCAUGAGAUCCAUUUUGUAAGAUUUUGAUUGUUCAUACCUGUUGUACGAAUUGCUUUGAUCUUCACUUUGAAAUUAUGCGUUGCCUAAA
Gossypium raimondii (Peruvian cotton) is the source of this 3836-nucleotide messenger RNA. RefSeq lists its product as uncharacterized. The record is from RefSeq and is a predicted model, not a curated record. Gene Ontology annotation, biological process: DNA repair. The coding region runs from base 188 to 3586 and encodes 1132 amino acids. The transcript is spliced from 12 exons. Gene Ontology annotation, cellular component: nucleus. NCBI's taxonomy places the organism in Eukaryota, Viridiplantae, Streptophyta, Magnoliopsida, Malvales, Malvaceae. Gene Ontology annotation, molecular function: zinc ion binding; phosphoric diester hydrolase activity; nucleic acid binding.